AUGCCACCAGAAGGCGAGCGUCCCUUCUUAGUUGCUGGCUAUAUCGCGAUUUGGAAACCAUGGCCGACUUGGGCGACGACAAGUGUGACUCUUGGCCUUUUUUUCGGCCGCGUUGGUUUUGCCCCGGCAGAAUCUCCGGGCCAUCUGGGCGAACAACUCUACCAGGAACUUGAUUCAGGCAUUCUCUCCUAUGUUGAGGAUGGCAAGUUGCUCUACCUCGCCGAAAAGGUCUUCAUAGACUGUGAGGCAAUACCCGUGCUUGGACAGAUACUUGUCAUAGAGUUACCGGAAGUCAGAGAUGAAGACUUGGCGAAAGCCUCAAAACUCUUCGGCGCGCCAUUGCAAAUCUUCCAUUUGAACUGGAGUUUCUCAAUGGCUGUUAUUGACGAAGUUAGGGCAGCUUCUCAUGAAUUGCGUCUUUAG
Clonostachys solani is the source of this 423-nucleotide messenger RNA. The record is from the annotation of a GenBank genome assembly. Lineage: Eukaryota; Fungi; Ascomycota; Sordariomycetes; Hypocreales; Bionectriaceae.